AUGCAGGCAUUCGAUGCUCGAAAGGUAUUCCCUUGUUUCGAUGAACCUGGAAUGAAAGCCCGUUUUACCGUAACUAUUAUCUAUCCCCCAGAUUAUGUUGCUCUCAGUAAUAUGCCUGCAACUUCUACGACGGUCUUGAACGAUGACUGGCGCCGUACACAAUAUGCUCCAACGCCGAUUAUGUCGACCUAUUUACUAGCAUUUGUCAUCGCUGAUUACACUUACAAAGAAAAAGUCUCGCCCAAAAACUAUACGGUGAGAGUAUGGUCGACACAUGACAAAAUUGAACAAACUAACUACGCCAUGAGCAUUAUUGAACCGAUUUAUGAUUUUUUCACUGAUUACUUCAAUGUCACUGACGUUAUGCCCAAAACAGAUCAUGUGACUGUCCCUGACUUCAGUGGUGGCGCGAUGGAAAACUGGGGCCUUGUUAUUUAUCGUGAGACUUCACUUCUUUAUGAUCCAGAGGUGUCAUCAAGUACCAACAAGUUCCUGAUCAUACUCAUCAUAUCACACGAAAUAGCACACACGUGGUUUGGCAAUAUGGCAACGAUGAAAUGGUGGGACGAUCUUUGGCUGAAUGAAGGAUUUGCCAGUAUUCUUAUGUAUUUCGGGAUUAACCAUAUUUAUCCGGAAUGGGAUGCCUUUUCUCUGCAAGUAGUUUUGGAAAUCAUACCUGUCAUGGAAACAGAUGCACUACUGACAUCUCAUCCAGUUUCUUCUACCAUAAACAGUAUUCAUGACAUCAUGGAGAAGUUUGAUGAUAUUGCUUACAAAAAGGGAUUGGCCAUUCUACGCAUGCUGAAAGGUUUCCUAGGAUGGGAAGGAUUUCGCCGAUCCCUGCAGAAUUAUAUAAAGAAAUACCAAUUUGACAACGCCCAAAUGGACGAACUGUGGCAGGUUUACACUGAAACUAUCAAUGGACCGCUAAAAAUCAAGGAUAUUAUGGACACCUGGUCUCUCCAGAUGGGCUACCCAGUGAUUAAUGUUACCAAUCAAGGCGACUACUACCAAAUUGCACAAUCUCGUUUCUUACUUAUUCCAGGUGGUACCUACAAUGCCUCCGAAUCUCCAUUCCAGUACAAAUGGCAUAUUCCUUUUGUCUACUGUUUUCAGUCGAAUCCACUGGAUACGAAAUUACAAUGGUUAAACACCGAUACAGAUCGGAUAAAACGAUCGGAAAGUGGAUGGAUUCUUGGAAAUGUAGACCAUACUGGUUACUAUCGUGUGAAUUACGAAGUAGAAAUGUGGGACCAACUGACUGAACAACUGCAUCAAAACCACACGGUUUUACUUCCAGCAAACCGAGCAGGACUUAUUGAUGAUGCUCUAAAUUUAGCGAGAGCUCAGUUGCUCGGAUAUCCAAUUGCAUUGAAUAUGACAACCUACCUUAAGAAGGAAAAGGAUUAUGUCCCUUGGCAAGCGUUCAUGAAUGCGCUUGAGUUCAUCAAUGGAAUGUUAGACUCCACAGAAUCGUACGGCAACUUCAAGAAAUAUUUGACUGAUUUAGUAACGCCAGCUUUUAAAGCAACAACAUUUGAGGAAACAGGAACGGUCCGUGAAAGAUUAAUGCAAAAGUUGAUCCUAAACGCUGCCUGUGAUCUUGAAAUACCGGAUGCCGUUAAGUAUGCCAACGAAAUGUUCAAAAAAUGGAUGAAUAACGGAUACAGAUUGUCCCCUGACCUGGCAACAAUUAUUUAUUCAGUCGGUGUGCGAGAAGGUAGCACAAAAGAAUGGGAGUAUGUAUGGAAUCGAACUGAACAUACAUAUGUGGCUUCAGAAAAAGAAAUGCUAUUAGAAGCUCUAGCACAGACACAAGUGCCGUGGCUUUUAUGGAGGUAUGCAAACUGGAUUUUUGACAACCGAAAGAUACGCCCGCAAGAUGUUCAACUGGUUGCAAAACAUCUAACAAAAAGUAGUCUGGGAAGAAUAAUGGCGGUCCAGUUACUUGUAAACAAAUGGGACCAAAUUCUUCAAAUGUUUUCUCAAGAUGUAUUCCUUAUCUCGGAUCUCAUAAAAUAUCUCACAAAAUUUAUAAAUAACCCGUUUCACUUGGAUCAGGUGACCCAUUUGUUCCGGAGUAAACCUCCACUUGGAUCAAAGAACGCCAUAGACAACGCUAUAGAAAUUAUAAGAGCUAAUGUGAAGUGGGUAACAACAAAUGAGAAAGUAAUAACAAAAUGGCUGCACCAAUAUGACGAAAAGAAUCUUCGCUAA
Molecule: messenger RNA, 2217 nt
Organism: Acanthosepion pharaonis
Lineage: Eukaryota; Metazoa; Mollusca; Cephalopoda; Sepiida; Sepiidae
Source: the annotation of a GenBank genome assembly